CAGCGGGCACUUCACCCGGCGCACCGAUCUGUCGGUGGUCUGCACGCGCCCACGUUCGCCCCUCUCGCUUGCCUGGGGCAAGGGCCCUACUUUUUUCUUUAGUGGCAACUGGAGGGAUUGCUGGAGCGGGUUUUUGAGUGGAGGGCACUGGGAAAUGAGUAGGGGGCGGGAUAUCCUGAGACAACAAGUUUGGCUGUAUGGAGGGCCUACCGACAGCGCUCCUGAGCUAGAACGCCGAGAGAAAGAGCCCCGGAGGAGCCGGGGAGGAAGAGAAGAGCUGCUAAAAGAAUAACCCCGAGAAAGGGGGUGGAGAGGAGGCGGCCCCAGCGCCCCGGCCCCCGGCAGGUCGGCGGCCAAUCCGCUGGGGGAAGGGGUGGAGAGUCGGAGGCUUCGGCGGAGAGAGGCCGAGGGGGGUGGGGAGUCGGCCGGGCUCGCACCGCCCUGGCCCCGCCCCCGACCCGCGCCGCCGCCCGCGCCGUGCGCCGCCGCUGUCAAUCAAGGGCGAGUCAGCCGGGCUCGGGCGGAGAGAGGAGCUGCUACGCCACAGCCCAGCGGCGGCCAUUCGCGGAAAAAGAGGCAGAGCCUGUGCCAGCUACAGCCUCCUCCGAGCCACCGCGGGCGGGCGGGACCGGCCUCUCCUCCCGCCUCGCCCCCACCCCCACCCACCUCUAUCCCAGUGUCUCCGUCUGAGGGUUUGUCCUGUUAAUGCGGGAUGAGCGAUCAGAAGAAGGAGGAGGAGGAGGAGGCGGCAGCGGCAGCGGCGAUGGCUACAGAAGGAGGGAAAACCUCUGAGCCAGAGAAUAACAAUAAAAAACCCAAAACCUCAGGCUCCCAGGACUCUCAGCCCUCUCCUCUGGCUUUACUGGCAGCUACUUGCAGCAAAAUAGGGACUCCUGGUGAUAAUCAAGCAACUGGACAACAACAAAUUAUUAUAGAUCCAAGUCAAGGAUUGGUGCAACUUCAGAAUCAACCACAACAGCUAGAACUGGUAACAACGCAACUUGCUGGAAACGCUUGGCAACUUGUUGCCUCCACUCCUCCUGCUUCAAAAGAGAAUAACGUUUCUCAACCAGCUUCUAGUUCGUCUAGUUCUUCCAGCAGUAAUAACGGGAGUGCAUCUCCUACAAAAACUAAAUCAGGUAAUUCUUCCACCCCUGGUCAAUUUCAAGUCAUACAAGUACAAAAUCCAAGUGGUAGUGUACAGUACCAAGUAAUUCCACAACUUCAGACAGUGGAAGGUCAACAAAUUCAAAUCAAUCCAACUAGUAGUUCAUCUCUACAGGAUUUGCAGGGUCAAAUUCAGCUCAUUUCUGCAGGUAAUAAUCAAGCUAUACUUACAGCUGCUAACAGGACAGCUUCUGGGAAUAUUCUUGCUCAAAACCUGGCAAAUCAGACAGUUCCAGUCCAAAUUAGACCUGGUGUUUCAAUACCACUGCAGUUACAGACUCUUCCUGGUACUCAGGCUCAAGUUGUAACAACCCUACCAAUUAACAUUGGAGGAGUGACUCUAGCUUUGCCAGUGAUAAACAACGUGGCUGCUGGAGGAGGGACUGGGCAGGUUGGCCAGCCUGCUACUACUGCUGAUAGUGGGACUUCCAAUGGGAAUCAAUUAGUUUCCACACCCACCAACACCACUACUUCUGCCAGUACUAUGCCGGAAUCUCCCUCCUCCUCCACUACCUGCACGACCACUGCUUCAACAUCUUUGACAAGCAGUGACACAUUAGUGAGCUCAGCAGAUACGGGCCAGUAUGCAAGCACAUCAGCCAGUAGUUCUGAACGCACCAUUGAAGAAUCUCAAACACCUGCUGCUACUGAGUCUGAAGCCCAGAGCUCCAGUCAGCUUCAGCCUAAUGGAAUGCAGAAUGCACAGGAUCAAUCAAAUUCUCUUCAGCAGGUGCAGAUUGUAGGCCAACCUAUCUUACAACAGAUCCAGAUCCAACAGCCUCAGCAACAGAUCAUUCAGGCUAUUCCACCACAGUCAUUUCAACUCCAGUCAGGGCAGACAAUUCAGACCAUCCAGCAGCAGCCUUUACAGAAUGUUCAACUUCAAGCAGUAAAUCCGACUCAGGUGCUUAUCAGGGCUCCAACUUUAACACCUUCAGGGCAAAUCAGUUGGCAAACUGUACAGGUUCAGAAUAUUCAGAGUCUUUCAAAUUUGCAAGUUCAGAAUGCUGGGUUAUCCCAACAAUUAACCAUCACCCCAGUGUCUUCAAGCGGUGGCACAACUCUUGCUCAGAUUGCUCCGGUGGCUGUUGCUGGUGCCCCAAUAACUUUGAAUACUGCCCAGCUUGCAUCAGUGCCUAACCUUCAGACAGUGAGCGUUGCCAACCUGGGUGCUGCAGGUGUUCAAGUGCAGGGAGUUCCCGUUACAAUCACUAGUGUUGCAGGUCAGCAGCAAGGACAAGAUGGAGUAAAAGUCCAGCAAGCUACUAUAGCUCCUGUAACUGUAGCAGUUGGAGGAAUUGCUAAUGCCACGAUAGGUGCUGUUAGUCCUGACCAACUCACACAAGUGCAUUUGCAGCAAGGCCAGCAAACUUCAGAUCAAGAGGUACAACCUGGCAAGAGGCUUCGAAGAGUUGCCUGUUCCUGUCCUAAUUGUAGGGAAGGAGAAGGAAGAGGCAGUAAUGAACCAGGAAAAAAGAAGCAACAUAUCUGUCAUAUUGAAGGAUGUGGUAAAGUUUAUGGCAAAACAUCUCAUUUACGAGCACAUCUUCGCUGGCAUACUGGAGAAAGACCUUUUAUAUGCAACUGGAUGUUUUGCGGCAAAAGAUUCACAAGGAGUGAUGAGCUCCAGAGACAUAGAAGAACCCAUACAGGUGACCUGAUUUCUCCCCUGCAACUUUAUUUUUAUUUUGAAAUAAUUUUACACUUAGAGAAGAGUUGCAAAGGUGAAAAGAGAUUUGAAUGCCCAGAAUGUUCUAAAAGGUUUAUGCGGAGUGAUCAUCUCUCCAAACAUGUCAAAACGCACCAGAAUAAAAAAGGUGGUGGGACAGCUCUUGCCAUUGUUACCUCGGGAGAACUGGACUCAUCUGUUACAGAGGUGCUUGGCUCCCCAAGAAUUGUCACAGUUGCAGCCAUUUCUCAAGAUUCGAAUCCAGCAACUCCCAAUGUUUCAACCAACAUGGAAGAAUUCUGAAAAGUUAUUUAUUACAAAGACCUCUAGUGCUGCACUUGUUUACACACCUUUGAAAUCUGGAAAUGGGCUGGUCAAGUGGAUUACAGAGUAGGAAAUUAUGUUUUCAUUCUUGGCUUCUUUAAGUAUUCCAGGGUUUGGGGUCAACACAUGAAGAGUUGAAUUUUAAAAAAUACAAAAAGUAAACUGAUGUACUGGAAACAGAAAAGUAUUUCCUCCAUACUAUAAGUUGUAGUUGUUUUGAAAUAUAUCACAUAACCUUUAGACAGAAUCUUCCCAUCUCUUAAUAUCAUGUGUUAACAUGUUUAAAAAGACCUUAUUAGUUUGCAGGCUGGACCUUAAUUGGACUUAUUUUCUUUGAAAGUACUUUGUUAUAAAUUCAGUCAGUAAUAAUUCACAUGUUUUCUUUUUCUCUAUAGCACAGAAAACAGAUAGUUAACUGAUGAUAGGGAUAAUACCGUAUUUCCUUAGCUUGAUUUUUGGAAAAUCAACCGAAAAUAGUUUUGGCCGUCUUUUCUAAAUGUUAGAAAUUCUUCAACAGCUGAAUUAGGUAAGUUCCAAAACAGUAAUCUGAGAUGCAUCUCAGAUCUUUAUUACCACUACAUUAUAGUAGUGUGUAUGCAGACAAUCAGUGAAGUCCAAUUACUUUCUCCAUUUGGAGACACAAGAGGAACUUAGAGUUAAAUCUUAGGUUAAAUUUUAGGUUGACAACUUAGGAAAAUGCUGGGGAAAAAAUGUUAAAACAAAACUCAUCAUAGCUUCAGAAAAAUAAAAUGAGGCAUCUUAACAUGCAAUGUUCUGAAGUUAGGAUUGAUUAUAUUCCUAACCGUAGGUUGAACCACAGAAUUUCAUUUAAUAUGUUUAUAUUGGAAAUAUUUGCAUAGAGUGUAAAUUGUUCUGUAGUUUCGUAUUUUGUAAAUAUGAGUUAUGUUGACAAUGUGCAGAAUUCUUUAUGCUUUGACUUGGUAGCCAAAGAAAGAAUUAUACUUUUUUCCAAGGCCAGCAGAAAAUUAUCUUUUAACUACAUUGUAAUUUCUUGUUUUCCUCUACUAAAAAUUGGCCAGUCCCAUUUUAUUUCUAGUGCUGUGUUAGAAAGUAAUUAGAAAUUAUAGCACAGUAAUGUUUUUAUGUUUCAUCAAUAACUGAAUUUUCCCUAAAAAUUGGCCUAAUAUAUAAUAGAUAUAUUAUGAAGCAAAACUUUUAUUUUUGAAAAGGCAGAAUAAUUUUCAGUGAAGUAAGUGACUAAAGAAAAAAAUAUAUUGUUUAUGCAAGGGUCUUACAGGAAAGGGUCUUUUUUUUUUGAGAUGGAGUCUCACACUCUUGCCCAGGCUGGAGUGCAGUGGCACGAUCUCAGCUCACUGCAACCACUGCCUCCCGGGUUCAAGCGAUUCUCCUGUCUUAACCUCCUGAGUAGCUGGGAUUACAGGCGCCCGCCACCACCACUGUCUAAUGUUCGUAUUUUUAGUAGAGACAGGGUUUCGCCAUGUUGGCCAGGCUGGUUUCAAACUCCUGACCUCAGGUGAUCCGUCCACCUCGGCCUCCCAAAGUGCUGGGAUUACAGGCAUGAGCCACCGUGCCCAGCUAGGAAAUGGUGUUGUUAGGAAAGAUGGCCAAAAGUUUCAUAUGAAAAAAUCUGGAUUAUACCAGUAACUUAAAUAUUAAUAAGGAUAUUUUAUGUUUUAAAAAAGUAUUUACACAGAAUCAUAAUCAGUGAAAUUGACCAUUUGAAAACUAAAGUUUUUACCUACCUGCUCAAUUUAUUAACAUAAUUACUUUGGGGACUGUUUGAAUAUAGGUACGUAUUUUCUUGUGCAUUCUCUAUAAUUUCAGGAAAAGUACUACUCAUGCGAAUUCUCUUCCAAAAUUGUGAUGUUUCUUGUAUUUUUGAUGAAGGAGAAAUACUGUAAUGAUCACUGUUUACACUAUGUACACUUUAGGCCAGCCCUUUGUAGCGUUAUAUAAAACUGAAGGUCUUUUGUGCUUUCAGUUUGUAUAAAAAAGCUUUGAGAUUAAAGGAAAAAAAAAUUUUUACACUGUGGUUAUAAAUUUCAAGUUUCUUAAAGCUUUUGUAGACUUGUAACAGAGUCUUUAAAUUUUAGUUGGAUUUUGUAAAUUGUUUUGUAUAUUUUAUUUAAUGUACUCUUAACAACUGAUGUAUCUGGCUUUAAAACAUCAGAAUUGGUUUGUUGUUUUGUUUGGUACAGAAGAGCAUUUGGUAGUGUUAAUUUUAAUUUUAUUAUAUAGGAGCUGAAACAUCAAAUAUAUAUUUUAUCUAUCAUUAUGCUACACAAUCAGUGCUAUAAAUUUUUUUACGCAAAGAAACUUUCUUAAUGUUUUAAUCAUGUUUCCUCAGAGUGACACUUUUUGUUGUUGUUAAUACCAAGUAUGAACACUCUGCAUCAUUAUUCCAUGAACCAGUUCUAAUGCAAACCUAUGUAUGUCCAUUAGAAAUGGAAGUUAUUUUUUAAUCAACAAUGAGGCCUAUUAUAAAUUUAUCAAAUGAAUCUGGAUAGCUUUAUAGCAUAUAAAAUAUGUUAAUUUGUGUUAGCAGGUGCACAUUUCACCACUGAAAUUGAAAUAUUUUGACAGUCUGUUCUGCAUACCAUUCUGAGUCUACUUUUCUGUCUUUAGAAGAAUCGUAAAUUUCAAUGUCCUUUAUUUGACUCAGUGGGAUAUAGCUGUUAUAAGUAAUAGGGCACAGAUGUGCAGUAGAGUCUUGUUUAAUGGCAUUUCACUGUUCAUUCCCUUUACCACCGUUAUAAAACUUUUCUUUAUUGUAAUUAUCAGUGCAAAGCUAUGUAUUUAUCAUGGUAAAACUCCAGUGUUAGAAUAGUUUUUUCUUACAGUAUACUUUCUUUGGUUAGGUUUGUGUAUGUGUUGCUGAUUACAUUAGAACUUGAUGUUAAGUCAUUAUUUAUCAUACUCUCAUGAGAGCAGUAAUAAAAAUGUGUAAUCUAGGAGAAAAAGUUAAUUUGUCAAACUUAGAUAAGCAUGAUGUUUAGGUCCUAUUUUUCAAUUUUAUAACUGUUUUAUUGCAACAAUAUUUGUAUUUAAGUCUCCAUUUUAAUGCCUUGUGGUGUUUUUUUAUGCAUGUCACUAAGUUGUCAUCCCACAUAAAUUGAUGUGCAGCAUAGGGUAUUAAAUCUACAUAAUGAUUUUAAAACAGAAAUAGUUGAUGGUAAAAUGUAAAUGUUUUGCAAAAAUUCCUUAUAAAAAGUUUUGUAGUAACAUUUCACUUGUAAAUUUUUUUUGUAAAAAAAAAAGAAAAUGAAAAAAAAA
This is a messenger RNA of Piliocolobus tephrosceles (Ugandan red Colobus), 6415 nucleotides long. RefSeq names its product Sp4 transcription factor (gene SP4). The record is from RefSeq and is a predicted model, not a curated record. NCBI's taxonomy places the organism in Eukaryota, Metazoa, Chordata, Mammalia, Primates, Cercopithecidae. The transcript is spliced from 7 exons. Bases 713 to 3139 code for a protein of 808 amino acids.